AUGCCAAGGAAAUCUCAACAUGCAUGUGUUCGUGAGGAUUGUAUCAAGUGUUUGCAGAGAAAAAGAAGGGUUACGGAUUGCAAAAUCGCUCUUCGCAAGCAUCGGAAGAGAACGGAUCUAUUUCGACCAAGAAGUGAGAGAAAUCGAGAAAAAAUACAAGUCGGAAGUGGAGAUGAUGAAAUGGGAGAAAGAGAAAUUGGUCGCAAAGAUUCUGCUUGA
Molecule: messenger RNA, 219 nt
Organism: Dentiscutata erythropus
Lineage: Eukaryota; Fungi; Glomeromycota; Glomeromycetes; Diversisporales; Gigasporaceae
Source: the annotation of a GenBank genome assembly